Paramacrobiotus metropolitanus is the source of this 1777-nucleotide messenger RNA. RefSeq lists its product as uncharacterized. Gene Ontology annotation, molecular function: protein binding. The record is from RefSeq and is a predicted model, not a curated record. NCBI's taxonomy places the organism in Eukaryota, Metazoa, Tardigrada, Eutardigrada, Parachela, Macrobiotidae. The transcript is spliced from 4 exons. Bases 196 to 1686 code for a protein of 496 amino acids.
UAUAUCGAACAUUAAAAAACGAUGUAUAAAGGAUCAUGUGAUGUGUAUAUAAUUGGAUAUGUUAAUAAAAAAUUGUAAAGUACAUGUAGAUGAUGGAGAAUAAAUUAUAUUGAUUUUUGAAUAUUCACCGGGGAUUUGUCGCCGUUGUUUUUUAUCAUUACUGGUGACCUUUAUGAUUUCUCCGGCUUGAAGUAAAUGGAAUUUCAGUUAUACUCGGAGGAUGACGACGAUGAUUACCGCAAACGCCGGAAGAUCGCCGCCAAGCCGGAAAAGAAACGGGACGCCAGUUCCUCGGAGGAUGACGAGCGCCCGGGACCUUCACAGCCCGUCCACCGCCCCCGAAAAGUGGCCAAACUGCAGAAACUGAAGAAACCCAGUCGCGCCAGGCAGCGGCGACUGCAGCGCCCCCCACCGGCGAAAUCCCCGGCCACGCCCCCUCCCACCGCCAAACCCCGCCCAAUAAAAAUUAAAAAAGUUAAAACACCGCCACCCCCUGCGGAGUCACCCCCGCGGGCGGUGGUGCCCAAGAAACCCCGAAAGGUCACGAAGAAGGCUACCGUUAAAGCAGCCGCGGCGACGAAAGCGGCCGAUCCGGCGGAGAGGAAGAAGGAGAUCACCCGGCUGCAGAAUCAGUUCCGGAAUAAUCUGCAGAACCUGCGCAGUCAGAUUAUCGCCGUGGAGAAGCAGAAUGUCAAGUUGACGGCGGCGCUGCGGAAGCGCGACCCGUGUAUCACGGAGAAUCUGGAGGAUAUCCGGCGGCCGGCGUUCGUGCAGGGGAAGUAUCCGCUGCGGAUGUGCAUCUGCGGGAAGUACGCGACGUCGUUUCGGGAUGUUCCGGCGGAGCUGUUGGCCAAAGUGGUCGGGCAUGUCGAUGCGGUGUCGCGGCAGAAACUGCGCCGGGUGUCCCGGUCGUUCAAAGAGGCGGUCGAGAGCCCGGAAGUAAAACGCUCCGUGACCUUUGCCACGCACUUCCACCUCUUCCCGCCCCCGGACGCCCACCCCGAGCACCGUCUGGACUUCCUGGACAACCUGUACGCCUUCUCCCUGUCGGCCGACACCCAGUCCCUCCUCCUGGACUGCCGCAACACCCCCCACCCGGACCCCGCCCUCCCCCUCAAACACCAGCUGACCCCGGCCGAGCGCCACUUCACCGCCUCCCACCACGACCUCCGCCAGCGCAUGCUCCCGCUGUGCCCCAACCUCCGGCGGCUGGUGCUCUCCCACAUCCGGGUGCUGUGGUCGGACCUCCUCUUACUCCCGUUGCACGUCGAGGAGGUGGGGCUGGUCAAUGUGUUCCUGGUGGACGACACUCCGGAGAUCUACCGGCCGGAGGUGUUCGAGAAUACGGCGUUGAUCCGGGAGGAGACGCUGGGGAUUGUGGAUCUGGAGGGGAUGCAGGGGUUGCGGGAGGAGAUGGAGCAGUUGAUGAAUGAGGCGCGGCGCGGCGAGGGCGUCAAGACCAAACACCGGGAGGCCAUCCUGGCGGCUGUGCCGCGGCUGAUCAAGAUGCCGGAAGUGGUCAAGCUGGUCGGGAAACUGCUGGCGUUAAAAGAAUCAACACGGCCGCAGUGGUUCGGGAGGAAACUGGAUUUAGCCGGCAUCACGCCCAGCAUGAUCUACGACAUCAACCCGUGCACACGGCGAUGCUUGUACAAAAUUGCCAAUUAUUUCUGUCCUGACAGAUAACUUGCCGACUCGUGUUUCUUUAUCAUCUCUUUUCAAUUAUCUUGUUUUUCGUGCAGCCCGUGUAAAUCGCGUGCAGCCCCUUCCCGCGAUA